CCGGACCAAGCUGCACAGGGCGUGGUAAACCAUGGACCUGGACGACGAGAUGAUGCCCUACUCCCCCUCCGCCGACUCCUCGCCGUCAUCCUCCGACCUUGACACCGAGUCGACGGGGUCCUUCUUCCCGGACCGGAGCACGACGCUGGGGACGCUGAUGGGCGUGUCGGCGUUCGGCGGCGGGCAGCGAAGGUCGACGAGGGCCCCGCCGGGGGAGAUGGGCGAGGGGCCGACGCGGGCGCCGCCGGAGGAGGAGGGAGAGGGGAGGCGCGCGGGCGGGCGGCGGCGGCGGCGGAGACGGCGCCGGGGCGGGAGCUGGUGGCGGCUGUGCCGCGACGACACAGGCGGGCCGCCCACGAGGCUGGGCGAGUUCCUGGACAUGGAGCGGCAGCUCGCCGGCGCCGACUUCCUGUGCGACGGCGGCGGUGGACCACAGGUGCUGCCCGAGGCGGCAUCCGUUGCGGCGACGGCGCUGUUCGAGGACGGGAGGGUGCGCCCGCCGCAGCAGCGGACUGCUCCGCCGGAGGAAAGGGGAAGAUGGCGCCUGCAGCGGUCAGGGGAGGCGUCGUCAUCGCUUGCCAGGCUCCCGGUGCUGCUCACCGGCAUCUGCAGCGGCGGAGCGGGGUAGGGCCGGGCAGGCGCAUCGCAAUUUACACUCUGUCGAGGGACGUUUGCGUGAAAACGGACUGAAGAAAUCUUCUUUUCUUCUCCCCAUGGACUCCUUUCCCUGCCCGAUUCUUUUCUUCUUCGUUGAUUGUUGUGCUCGCUUUGGUCCCUCUGAGCCAAUAGUACAAAACUCGCUUGAUUCCUCUC
This is a messenger RNA of Lolium rigidum, 813 nucleotides long. RefSeq lists its product as uncharacterized. Bases 32 to 628 code for a protein of 198 amino acids. Lineage: Eukaryota; Viridiplantae; Streptophyta; Magnoliopsida; Poales; Poaceae. The transcript is spliced from 2 exons. The record is from RefSeq and is a predicted model, not a curated record.